Molecule: messenger RNA, 3053 nt
Organism: Xylona heveae TC161
Lineage: Eukaryota; Fungi; Ascomycota; Xylonomycetes; Xylonales; Xylonaceae
Product: potassium transport protein TRK1/TRK2
Exons: 8
Coding region: 180-3035 (951 amino acids)
Biological process (GO): potassium ion import across plasma membrane; intracellular potassium ion homeostasis
Cellular component (GO): plasma membrane
Molecular function (GO): high-affinity potassium ion transmembrane transporter activity
Source: RefSeq, a predicted model, not a curated record
UGGUGUUGGCUCUUGAAUUGAUACAGACGGCCGUAUCUCGAGAAUCUACCUACACCAUUCACACAGUCUUGAUCUUUCCUCAUCCGCCAAAGAUGCGCGAUUGAACGGCGACCAGAUUCUUCGCUGAACACCUACCGGUCCACAUAAAAAUCGACAGACUUUGUAAAAGAGGGGCAACCAUGUUCACCAAGAUAAUCGACUUGCGCGAUCGCAUAACGGAGGCUGGUUCGACGCUGCGGUCAUGGAUUCCAUUUCAGAGGGGUUACCGCCGGCCAAGAUUCAAUUUCAUCACCUUACACUAUAUUUAUCUGAUUGGCCUCACUAUCAUCGGAUCAAUUCUUUUAUACCCAGCCGGAGAGCUUACGUAUAUUAAUGCGUUGUUUUUCUCGGCAGGAUGUAGCACCCAGAGUGGUCUUAACCCUGUUGACAUAAAUAAACUGCACUUGUAUCAGCAGAUUGUCAUGUUUUUCAUGGCCAUGAUCGCUAAUCCCAUCUUUAUCAAUUCUUUCGUCGUGUUUGUUCGCCUUUACUGGUUUGAAAAGCGCUUUCAGAAUAUUGUGAAGGAUGCUCGUAAUCUUCGCCGGACGAGGACGCGGUCCCGAACAAAGACAGAAGGAAUAGAUGACGGGGAAUUGGAGCGUGCCGAACGGGGGGUCAAUGGCCGACCCAUUGUCGUUUUGCACGACACCUCGCGGAUGAACAGCAGAGUCACCAACGGCCAUAUGAAUGGCGAUACAGAUGGCAUGAAGGAAGAAGAAGAAGACGGUGACAAGGUUGGCGGGUCGGAUACGAGUAAUGGAGCGAGUGGAGUUACUCUUGAGGACGAAGAAAAGUCCAGCAAUGGCCCGCCUUCACCCAAGCACGAGCCGACAGCUUCCUUUCGGCGCGAUAUUAUGUUUGCAGAUGAGCUCCCUCGGAGAGAUGGAGAAGACGGGGUCGAGAUGGUACGGCUACCGGAACGGGCUACGACGGAACAGAAUAUUGCGUUUCUUGAAAAGCAACGAAACCAGGAUAAAGGAGCCUUGCGUAUACCUGGGCCGAGAGAUUUUGACCGUGGCCAUGUGCCGGAGACGGUAAAUGACGACGAAGACGGAGGUCCCCUUGGACUGGCUCACUCCAAGCAGAGCACCCAACGUGUUGAUCCAGGUGAUAAUUUUGAGUUGAAUGAGGAUGAUCAUCCCGCAAAGCGAGCCAUAACCAUUGACGAGCCAGACCAUCCAAGACAACGAAAGAGGACCAAUACGUUUGCCUCAUUUGGACUACGCCGAAGACGGACGGACGGCGCCAAGGAUGAGGAUGAGCCUUCUGGGCUAAGAAAUCGUGGCAGAACGGCAACUUUUUCAUCAUUCAUGACCUCGAGAAGCCAAGAUCGGGAUCCUAUGCCAUACCUUAGCUGGCAGCCGACAAUUGGUAGAAACUCGGCAUUCAUUGAUUUGACCGAGGAGCAAAGAGACGAAUUGGGCGGAAUUGAAUAUCGCGCAUUAAAGACAUUGGCCUUUAUUCUUGUCGUUUAUUUCAUCGGCUUCCAUCUUCUAGGUGUCGUCUGUCUUCUUCCGUGGAUUGUUCGGAGUGAAAGAUAUGGCGCGGUUGUCGAUGCGGUUUCACAGAAUAAGGUGUGGUGGGGCUUUUUCACUCCUGCUUCAAUGUUCAACGACCUCGGAUUUACGCUUACGCCCGACUCAAUGAUGUCAUUUGCGACUGCCGUCUUCCCUCUUUUGCUGGGCAGCUUUUUAAUCAUCAUUGGCAACACAGGGUUCCCCUGUAUGCUUCGUUUUGUUAUCUGGCUUUCGUCAAAACUUGUUCCCCAAGAUAGCAGUGUUUGGGAGGAGCUGCAAUUUCUUCUGGACCAUCCAAGGAGAUGCUUUACUCUUUUAUUCCCGUCCAAAGCGACAUGGUGGCUGUUCUGGAUUUUGUGUAUAUUGAAUGGCCUCGACUUGAUAUUUUUUAUUAUUCUUGAUCUCAACGAUCCAGCCGUGACUCAAUAUGCCGCGGGCACGCGCGUCCUAGAUGGCUGGUUUCAAGCCGCAUCAACACGCACCGCAGGCUUUUCUGUCGUCAAUCUUGCGGCGCUGCAUCCAGGCAUUCAAGUAUCCUACCUUAUCAUGAUGUACAUUUCAGCAUUCCCUGUUGCCAUCUCGAUGCGUCGCACCAAUGUGUACGAGGAGAAGAGUUUAGGUAUAUACGGCAGCAAAGAGGAAGAGGAAGAUGAAGAGGCACUAGAACCGAGUUAUGUCGGUGCUCACUUGCGUCGCCAGCUGUCAUUUGACUUGUGGUAUAUUUUCCUGGGUCUCUUCAUCAUUGCCAUUGCCGAAGGAAGUCGACUCAGCAAUACAAACGAAUACCAAUUCACACUCUUCUCCUGCCUCUUCGAAAUCGUCUCUGCCUACGGCACCGUCGGUCUCUCCCUCGGCUACCCCAACAUUGACGCCUCUUUCUCCGCCGAAUUUAACGUAAUAUCCAAACUCGUCAUCAUCGCCAUGCAAAUCCGCGGGCGCCAUCGUGGUCUCCCCUACGCUCUUGAUCGCGCCAUCCUCUUGCCCAGUGAAAGUCUGCACAAGACCGAAGACAACCUCAAACGAACACCUACGCAGCGCCGCACAUCUACGUUCAGCCAAGUCGGACCUGCAAACACCACCGAAAGGCCCGACCAAGCUGCCACGUCAGGUUACGCACGCUCCAGCAUGCUCCCCACAAGAUCUCAGGACCUCAGAUCAAGCCCUCCUCCUUCCAGUCACGAUGACUCUGCGCCCUCUCCUCAUAUUACUUUCUCACCAGGACAAGCUCCUGUUGGUGGUGGUCCAACAAGUCCGACCAGCCCUCUAGGUCCAACCAGUGCAUCCACCUUUGGAAGCUGGUCGUUCAAUCAUCCUGAAGGCGGUGGCGGUGGCGGUGUUCCCACAAGUCCGACCCCAGCUCCCCGUGCAUCUUCACGCGGCAGAAGCAGGACACGCACACGCAGUGUCGGCGCCAGCAUCUUGUCAGGAUUUCACGCCGGCCCGUCCAUUUCUCGCAGUGAAUUGGGCAACAUCUAUUAAGAGCUUACGUUAGGGCGC